AUGGUUGUCAAAAUCCGUCUCGCCCGCUUCGGGCGCACCAACUCGCCCUUUUACAACAUUGUGGUAGCCCAUGCCAGGACGGCCCGCAACUCCCGGCCCCUCGAGGUGAUCGGCACCUACGACCCCAUCCCCAAGAAGGACACCUACGACGAGUCAGGGAGGCUGCACAAGGACAUCAAGCUCGACAUAUCGAGGGCGCAAUACUGGAUUGGUGUGGGGGCACAGCCGACAGAGACAGCGACCAGAUUGUUGAGCAUGGUGGGAAUCGUGGACCCUAAAUACCAGAAGACGCCACCAAGGAAGUCGACACCAAAAAAGGAAAAGGCGGCCCCGGCGGAGGCAUGA
Messenger RNA from Podospora anserina S mat+, 345 nucleotides. RefSeq lists its product as uncharacterized. The transcript has 3 exons. Gene Ontology annotation, cellular component: ribosome; mitochondrial small ribosomal subunit. The record is from RefSeq and is a predicted model, not a curated record. Gene Ontology annotation, biological process: mitochondrial translation. Gene Ontology annotation, molecular function: structural constituent of ribosome. Bases 1 to 345 code for a protein of 114 amino acids. NCBI's taxonomy places the organism in Eukaryota, Fungi, Ascomycota, Sordariomycetes, Sordariales, Podosporaceae.